Messenger RNA from Dinoponera quadriceps, 512 nucleotides. RefSeq lists its product as uncharacterized. NCBI's taxonomy places the organism in Eukaryota, Metazoa, Arthropoda, Insecta, Hymenoptera, Formicidae. The transcript has 2 exons. The annotation marks the transcript as partial. The record is from RefSeq and is a predicted model, not a curated record.
AGUUUUUGGAAGACAAAGAUUCCAGUUUGAAAGAAAAUUUACUUAAGAGUGAGACAGAUAUUGCUUAUUUAAUCGACUUAUUUGGCAAAUUUAAUGAUGUUAAUUUACAACUGCAAGGAGACAAUUUGAAUCUCAUCAAAGCAAAAUUGGUCAUAUCGGCUUUUGUUGCCAGAUUAAUUGCAGAACCAAAUCUAAUUUUGCAAGAUGAGCUGUUAAUCAUCAGCACGAAUGAGGAUCUCAAAGUACAAUUCAAACAGGGUUAUCAAAAGUUUUGGCUGCAACAAGAUAUUCCACUUCUGAACCCGGCUCUAUGGACUGUUGUACAAAAGUAUUUGCUGGCAUUUCCAUCGUCGUAUCUGGUAGAGAGAGGUUUCAAUGUAGUUUUAAACCUGCUUCAGAACAGACAUCGAUUGCUUAUCACUGAACAUGGAGAUUUGAGAACGCAACUCACUAAUUUAAAAUCGAAUAUAGAUAAAUUGUUGACAGAUCACCAAGUGCACCCAUCUCAUUAA